This is a messenger RNA of Micropterus dolomieu (smallmouth bass), 4836 nucleotides long. Its product is annotated as zinc finger protein 62 homolog. Gene Ontology annotation, biological process: regulation of transcription by RNA polymerase II; central nervous system development. The transcript has 5 exons. The record is from RefSeq and is a predicted model, not a curated record. Gene Ontology annotation, cellular component: nucleus. Gene Ontology annotation, molecular function: RNA polymerase II cis-regulatory region sequence-specific DNA binding; DNA-binding transcription activator activity, RNA polymerase II-specific. The coding region runs from base 1074 to 4469 and encodes 1131 amino acids. Lineage: Eukaryota; Metazoa; Chordata; Actinopteri; Centrarchiformes; Centrarchidae.
CGGACCUGCUGUGACCUGCACUGUACAUUUACAGCCAGACUGAAACGUAGCGCUCAUGUUUUCCUCUGCUCCGCUCAUUUUCACCGUCGCCUACUGCCGCCUGUCACGUAGCUGUCAUUUGAAGAAUGAGCCGAGGACACUCGAGAGCGCUACCGCGCUGCACAGUGAGCGGGUCAAAAUCAUCAAAGUGAGUUAUGCAUUGACUUUAUUGAUCAUGUGAAAGUUUAGUAGCAGCAGUCACUCAGUCAACAGCUGCCUGUCUGUGCCAAACAGGGAAAACCACGUGUCUCCGUUGUGUGCACCGCACAGACGGUCCGGAGCUGCACUUCCGGAGUGACCUGCUGUUGAAUACAUCUAACUCUACAACGAGUACUUCGAGAUUUCAAACAUGUUUAUUUACAUGUCCCCUCUGUUUUUUAAACAUUUAUUUUAUUGAACUUUUGAUAUUUUUGUUAUUUUUUUAUUAUUCCACAAUUCCGAGUUCCGCCUUUUUCGUUCCAUCAACAUUACGUUAUCAGUUAACCUCUAGAUAAUCGAUUAUUGACAUUUGUGAAUUGAUUGAUAAUCGUCCAAGUCCGCAUCGCGAUGCAUCUAAAAAUCAAUGUAAUAUCAAAUAACAUCUCUCUCUCUCGCUCUGUGUUUCUCUUCAAAAUGCUAAAGUGGGUUUCCAAAUAUACUGUGACAGGUGCAGAUAUUACCUAGCUGGCCUGCCCCAGUAACGUAAUUUGUUGAAAAUACUGUAUUAAAAGUUGUUGCAAUAUUUAGGCCUAUAAUUUGUAAAUAUUACACCUUCGACCAAGUUUAUUGUCUUCUAACCAGUAUGAACUGAACCGUGGAUGGGGUGUAUUGUAUUGUAUUGUUACACCCCUAAUAUCCAUGUCCUAUUUUAUUAUGUAUGUUUUGCUCCGCAAGGCAGCAAAGAUGGAAGGACAGUUCGUCCUCCUCAUCUGGCUGAAAGACAUCGUAAACCAUUUCUGGUGGUGUUGUAAGAAAGCUGACACAACCAAGAAGUUUUUAGUUAGCACGUCAUUUUCAAAAUAUUUUUUCUUUUAAGCAAGUUAAUUAAUUUCCAUAUGAAGGAUCCUUUUAUAGUGCUCUUCUGUUUUCCACAGGCACUGUGGGUUGGCAUCAUUCACCAUGUCUGUGACGUUCACACCUGGACUAAUGGAAGGUGUCAACAUGGAAGGCACCUGAAAGAAACACGUGGAAAGGCGUGGAUCAUGAAAGACUCCAGGUGCCACAAAGCUUUAGUUGACAUCGUGUUCAGUAAACGUUGGCUGAAGGAUGUGCAUAAAUACCUGCGCUUCAGAUCAACUGCAGGCCUAGAGGCAUUCCACAACCAUAUAUUGAUGUAUACCAGCAAGCGCUUCACCUUCAGUCCCCCAGUUCAUGAGGCAAGAGUUCUGCUUGCUGCUCUGGACUAUAACUUCCACCGGAACCGACAAACAUUAAAAACAGCAGAAGGCAAAGAGAUUUUCAGAAGGCUGCACAGGAAAAACUGCAGAAGUUACAACUUAUAUGCCCUGAAAUUUGAAAAAACCUACUCCUACAUCUCUGAGCUGCAAGCAAGGAUUGUAAAGAGGAGAAUCACAAGUGGAGUGGGGAUGCCUAGAAUUAAGACAGUGUUGCCUGCAGAUGUCCAGCAGCUGUUGGUGAUUAAAGAAGAGGUUCCCCCUGAGUGGAGCCCCAGUCUGGACCAGGAGGACCCAGAGCCCCUACACAUAAAAGAAGAACAGGAGGAACUCUGGAUCAGUCAGGAGGGAGAGCAGCUUAAUGGGCUGGAGGAGGCUGAUAUCACCAGGUUCCCAUUCACUGCUGUUACUGUGAAGAGUGAAGAUGAGGAAGAGAAACCUCAGUCUCCACAGCUUCAUCAAAGCCAAACUGAGGACAACAGAGAGGCAGAGCCUUCAGCCAGCAGCUCAGCUACGCAGAUAAAAACAGAAACUGAUGGAGGAUCAGAACCUGCUGGGAACCUUGAUCCAGAUAGUCAUUUACAACCAGAUACUGCUGAAAAAGCUUCAGAGACUGAAGUCAGUGAUAAUGACUGGCAAGAACCUUUGUCAGAUUCUGAAGCUGAAACUGAAGACAGUGACAAUGGUUGGAAGGAGACCAGAGCACCUGAGUCAGGUGUAAAUGCUCUGAAAUAUAAGGAAGCUCCUGUAAGUGAUGCAGGAUGUAAUGCUGGGAAAGAAUCAUUUAGCUGCUUUGAAUGUGGUAAACAAUAUCACCUCAAGGGGUCUCUUCAGAGACACAUGAAGUGUCAUUUAAGCAAAAGGCCCUCCACCCGUCUGGUUAAUAAGAAAUGUUGUAAAGUGAAGGACAAUGUAGAAUUACAGAGGAGAGUCCACACAGGAGAGAAACCGUUUGGCUGUGAUGUUUGUGGUAAAAGAUUUACAGUCCAGGGAGCUCUGAACAGACACAUGAGAGUCCACACAGGGGAGAAACCAUUUGGCUGUGAUGUUUGUGGUAAAAGAUUUAACCAGCAUCCACAUCUUAAAAUGCACAUGAGAGUCCACACAGGAGAGAAACCAUUUGGCUGUGAUGAUUGUGGGAAGAGAUUUACAGAACAGAGUAGUCUACAGAAACACCUGAGAGUCCACACAGGAGAGAAACCAUUUUGCUGUGAUGUUUGUGGUAAAAGAUUUAACCAGCAGCCACAUCUUAAAAUGCACAUGAGAGUCCACACAGGAGAGAGACCAUUUUGCUGUGAUGUUUGUGGUAAAAGAUUUAACCAGCAGCCACAUCUUAAAAUGCACAUGAGAGUGCACACAGGAGAGAAACCAUUUAGCUGUGAUGAUUGUGGGGCGAGAUUUAUAGAUCAGGGAAAUCUCAAGAAACACAGGACAGUCCACACAGGGGAGAAACCAUUUUGCUGUGGUGUUUGUGGGGCGAGAUUUAUAGAACAGAGAAUUCUCAAGAAACACAUGAGAGUGCACACAGGAGAGAAACCAUUUGCCUGUGAUGUUUGUGGUAAAAGAUUUACAGAACAGGGAACUCUCAAGAGACACAUGAUAAUACAUACUGGAGAGAAACCAUUUUGCUGUGAUGUUUGUGGUAAAAGAUUUAACCAGCAGCCACAUCUUAAAAUGCACAUGAUAGGUCACACAGGAGAGAAACCAUUUGGCUGUGAUGUUUGUGGGAAGAGAUUUACACAAAAGAGAAAUCUAAAGAAACACAUGAGAGGCCACACAGAGCCGAAACCAUUUGGCUGUGUUGUUUGUGCAACAAGAUUUACAAAACGGGGAGCCCUCAAGAAACACAUGAGUGUCCACCCAGGAGAGAAACCAUUUGGCUGUGAUGUUUGUGGAAAGAGAUUUAAUCAGCAUGCACAUCUUAAGCUGCACGUGAGAGUCCACACAGGAGAGAAACCAUUUGGCUGUCAGGUUUGUGGGAUGAAAUUUGCAGAUCAGGGAAAUCUCAAGACACACAUGAGAGUCCACACAGGAGAGAAACCAUUUGGCUGUGAUGUUUGUUGGAUGAAAUUUGCAGAUCAGGGAAAUCUCAAGACACACAUGAGAGUCCACACAGGAGAGAAACCAUUUGGCUGUGAUGUUUGUUGGAUGAAAUUUGCAGAUCAGGGAAAUCUCAAGACACACAUGAGAGUCCACACAGGAGAGAAACCAUUUGGCUGUGAUGUUUGUUGGAUGAAAUUUGCAGAUCAGGGAAAUCUCAAGACACACAUGAGAGUCCACACAGGAGAGAAACCAUUUGGCUGUGAUGUUUGUUGGAUGAAAUUUGCAGAUCAGGGAAAUCUCAAGACACACAUGAGAGUCCACACAGGAGAGAAACCAUUUGGCUGUGAUGUUUGUUGGAUGAAAUUUGCAGAUCAGGGAAAUCUCAAGACACACAUGAGAGUCCACACAGGAGAGAAACCAUUUGGCUGUGAUGUUUGUUGGAUGAAAUUUGCAGAUCAGGGAAAUCUCAAGACACACAUGAGAGUCCACACAGGAGAGAAACCAUUUGGCUGUGAUGUUUGUUGGAUGAAAUUUGCAGAUCAGGGAAAUCUCAAGACACACAUGAGAGUCCACACAGGAGAGAAACCAUUUGGCUGUGAUGUUUGUUGGAUGAAAUUUGCAGAUCAGGGAAAUCUCAAGACACACAUGAGAGUCCACACAGGAGAGAAACCAUUUGGCUGUGAUGUUUGUUGGAUGAAAUUUGCAGAUCAGGGAAAUCUCAAGACACACAUGAGAGUCCACACAGGAGAGAAACCAUUUGGCUGUGAUGUUUGUGGGAUGAAAUUUGCAGGUCAGGGAAAUCUCAAGACACACAUGAGAGUCCACACAGGAGAGAAACCAUUUGGCUGUGAUGUUUGUGGGAUGAAAUUUUCACAACCGGGAACUCUUAAGAAACAUGUGAGAGUCCACACAGGAGAGAAACCAUUUGGCUGUGAUGUUUGUGGUAAAAGAUUUAACCAGAAGUCUCAUCUUCGCAGACACAUGAGCAGUGUUUCCCACGCAGACUUUACUUAGGUGGGCCACCCAUGUGUAAUUGGUGACCUAUUUUAGUGUUUUGCAGAGAAAGACAGAUACAGUUGUUAUCUAUUAUGUUAAAUGGACGGUGGAUAUAUUACAAUCACGGAUCACCUAAAGCCACAGUAAACACAAUAUUUUCCAAACAUCUGAUGACUCUGCACGUCAGGGUAAAUAUUUGUAUAUGAAAUGCACAUUUUAUGUCUAAUUGUCUAGUCAAUAUACUGUAUAUUCAAACUAAGUGAUCCAGUCAUCUGAAAUACUGGAUUGCACUGAAGUGUAAUAGGUGGAACAGGAGACCUUUUAUAGUGGACUUAACGUCUGAUUUUGACCUUUUUAAGAUGUAUAUAAAUAGAAACUGUUUUUA